CAGAACAACUGCCACGAAGAACAUGUCAGUGACGCUACACACCAAGACCGGGCCCAUAAAGAUUGAGCUAAUUUUGAAGAACGAAGCUCAAGCAAAACAUGUCCAAAAUUUCUUAAGACAUUGUGCCAAAGGGUCAUAUAAUGAUAACAAAAUCUUGAGAUUCAUUCCCAAGUUUAUAUUACAAAGUGGGGAUCCUUCUAAUUCUGGAAAAGAGUCCAAUCCUGCCGAUGUCAACCAUCCCAUAGAUAAGCUUGUUAAGUCGCAUGAACUUCGAAUUAGUGAAGAGCCUGCCUUUGAAAUUAAAAGAGGGUCAGUUUUGACGGUGAAUAAUCUAGAUAUGGUUGAUAAAUUAGGAUCACAAUUCUUCAUCUGUCUUUCGGACGAGUACAAGAGUUCAUUGAUUGAAGAAGAAAGGUAUACUGUGAUCGGAAACGUUAUUGAUGGACUCGAAGCAGUUGAAACAAUCGAAAAGGAUCCUGAACUUAAUAAUGAAGAAAAAAUGAAGAAGAAUGGUAAACUAAGAGGAAAAUGGAAAAAAGAAACUUGGAUAAAUGAAGUUGAGAUUCAUAAUAAUCCAUUUGCAGUUAGUUAGCUUUUGAAUUCAGUCAAAUUCUCCCAAAUUACCCAAGAUCUCAGCAAAAUCCUUUAUUGUAACGGAAGAUCCACUUUUGAUUUUAUAAAAGUCGUAAUUAGACAUAUUACCAUUGGGGUCUGUGGAACAACAUCCCAACAUGUCUAUCAAGAAUGAGUCACCUAAAGAGUAUUUCC
Messenger RNA from Hyphopichia burtonii NRRL Y-1933, 768 nucleotides. RefSeq names its product cyclophilin-like protein. Gene Ontology annotation, cellular component: catalytic step 2 spliceosome. The transcript has 2 exons. Bases 23 to 592 code for a protein of 189 amino acids. Gene Ontology annotation, molecular function: peptidyl-prolyl cis-trans isomerase activity. The record is from RefSeq and is a predicted model, not a curated record. Lineage: Eukaryota; Fungi; Ascomycota; Pichiomycetes; Serinales; Debaryomycetaceae. Gene Ontology annotation, biological process: protein peptidyl-prolyl isomerization.